This is a messenger RNA of Fusarium venenatum, 990 nucleotides long. NCBI's taxonomy places the organism in Eukaryota, Fungi, Ascomycota, Sordariomycetes, Hypocreales, Nectriaceae. The record is from RefSeq and is a predicted model, not a curated record.
AUGGCGCCCCGACUGUCUGAUGCUGACCAUGAGAUGAUAGAGGCUAUGAUUCAACGUGGUGAGGCGACUAAACAAAUAGCCCAGUCUAUCCCGUGCGACCCUCGAACCGUCCGUAAAGCUAAAGCCAGGUAUCGGCUGUUCGAAUCGACAAAGGCGCCCCCGAACCGCGUCGGACGUCACAAGAAGGUGACGCCUUACAAACGUGAUGCCUUGCUCGACAGGCUCACCGAGCAUCCUACCACCGAUCGGAGCGAGAUGGUGUCGUUCCUCCGUGAUCAGUUCAAGGACGAGGUGUCUCUUUCCACCAUCAGUCGUUCGUUGAAGGAUGCCCGAUGGACGCGAAAGAACUGCCAUCCUGUCGCCCAGCAACGGAACCCGAAGCUUCGAGACCUAUACCUCUACAAACUAGCCAAAUACAGAUCGUACCAGAUGAUCUUCAUCGAUGAGUCGGGUGCCGAUAGACGCGUCGGCUUCCGCAAGAAGGGAUGGGCUCCAAGCGGAGUGACACCGAUACAGAUUGGCAGGUUUAACCGCGAACAGCGAUACCAGAUCCUCGCUGCUUACACGCAGGAUGGUAUAGAGCUGGCCCGCGUCUAUCCUGGUUCUACUGAUUCCGCUCUUUUCAAGGACUUCAUCGAGCAGCUGUUGCUUAGCUGCGGCCGAUGGCCACAGGAGAAGUCCGUGCUCAUCAUGGACAAUGCAUCUUUCCACCAUAACGAUGAACUGGAGCCGAUGUGUGCUGAAGCUGGAGUGGAGUUAGUCUACCUGCCCCCAUAUUCACCAGACUUCAACCCGAUCGAGGAGUACUUUGCAGAGCUGAAGAACUUCAUCAAGAAGCCUGGACCGGAGCUCUCUGAGCUGUUCAAGAAGGACUUCCGGGCAUUCAUACAGGCGUGUGUAGAGACAGUAGGAAACCGUAAAGAGAGUGCUAGAGGCCAUUUCCGUCACGCUGGGCUCGCUAUUGACGAGUACAUGGAGCAACGGCAAUAG